Molecule: messenger RNA, 854 nt
Organism: Colletotrichum godetiae
Lineage: Eukaryota; Fungi; Ascomycota; Sordariomycetes; Glomerellales; Glomerellaceae
Product: galactoside O-acetyltransferase
Exons: 2
Coding region: 133-792 (219 amino acids)
Molecular function (GO): acetyltransferase activity
Source: RefSeq, a predicted model, not a curated record
GCGGAGUCACCGCUUCCACCACCUUGGUGGCUCAAUUUAAGGUGGUGACACGCCAGUUUUCAACAACGGUAUCCCAACGUCACAUCUCACCUCGAGCCUCUCUAUCACUUGGUCAACUUUCCAAUAGUCAAGAUGGUGCCACCGAUCCGUACGCAAAAGGAUGAUAAGGCCAUUGCCUUCGCCAAGACCCUCGAACAUGUGCCCUGGUGCGACGACUAUGAGAAGAUGGUCUCUGGCAUGCUUUACAGCUGCAUGGCGCCGGAGUUGGUAGCAUCAAGACACCGUGCCCGCCGACUGGCUCAGAAAUUCAACACCUACGUUCCGGGAGAUGACGAAUCUGCAGACGAUGUUGCCAACAAGAGAGUGGGCAUGAUUAAGGAGCUUUUCGGUGGUAUUGGAAAGGAUGUCUACGUCGAGCCCAGCCUGCAGGUUGAUUAUGGCUGCAAUAUUACGGUCGGAGACCGUUUCUAUGCCAACUUCAACUGCGUCAUUCUCGAUUGCGCACAUGUGACCAUUGGCAACAAUGUCUUCUUCGCCACAGGAGUUAGUCUUAUCACGGCAACCCACGAGACCGCCUUGCAGUCCAGGAGAGACAACAUCGAGUAUGCGGAGCCCAUCACCAUUGGCGAUGACUGCUGGAUUGGAGCGAACGUCACAGUAUUGCCGGGAAUCAACAUUGGCAAGGGUUGCACGAUUGGUGCCGGCGCGCUCGUGAACAGAGAUAUUCCGGAUUACUCAGUCGCAGUUGGGGUUCCUGCCAAGGUUGUCAAGAAGGUAGAGCCGGUUGAGUAGAUAGACUUAGAAAACGAAAAUAUACAAUUUGGUUAUUGAUAUCAGUUGUGUGCGGCUAGCCC